Messenger RNA from Saccostrea echinata, 3416 nucleotides. Its product is annotated as E3 ubiquitin-protein ligase arih1l-like. Gene Ontology annotation, cellular component: ubiquitin ligase complex; cytoplasm; nucleus. Gene Ontology annotation, molecular function: ubiquitin protein ligase activity; ubiquitin conjugating enzyme binding; zinc ion binding. Gene Ontology annotation, biological process: protein polyubiquitination; positive regulation of proteasomal ubiquitin-dependent protein catabolic process; ubiquitin-dependent protein catabolic process. Lineage: Eukaryota; Metazoa; Mollusca; Bivalvia; Ostreida; Ostreidae. The transcript is spliced from 13 exons. The record is from RefSeq and is a predicted model, not a curated record. The coding region runs from base 253 to 1791 and encodes 512 amino acids.
UUAACCUCUUAUUGAUAGAAAUGUGUUGGAUAUGAUUUGUUUUUAAUGAAUUACACUUUUAUUUCAUGCUGGAAAGACUAAAUGGUAUCCCUAUCUCUGCAAACUGGAAAUCCAAGGUAACGUCGAAUCUGCAGAUUGUGACGUCACAGUAGUAAAUACGACAGACUUUAUUUUGGUCCUGUACAAAGCAUACAGACCCUAUUGGGAAUAAUUGCUAGAUUUAUAAAAGUAGUAUCUAGUCCAUAAACAAGAAUGGAUAGUGAUGAUGGUUUUAUGGACUACGAUGACCAGUCAGGGGACGAAGAAAUUAGCGAAGAGGACGACGACUUUGUAGAAAUGGGCCUCGAAGCCGAACCAAGUACAACACAAGACAAACGAGAGGCAGAAGAUUUUGCGUAUGAAGUACUGCCAGCAGAUCAAAUAGUUCAGUUUAUGGUGGAUUGUAUAAAAGAAGUCAACGCUGUUGUUCAGAUUCCUUCAACAGUUACCAGAAUUUUAUUAAAUCAUUUUAAAUGGGACAAAGAAAAGUUAAUGGAGCGAUACUAUGAUGGUGAUCAGGAUCGUUUAUUCUCAGAAGCGCAUGUUGUAAGUCCCCACCGAAGACCAGACACAGGAGCCAGACCCAAGAAAAUGACCAGGUCUGCCACAGCAGCAGCCAGCACAGAGUCAAUUUGUGAGAUUUGCUAUACACCUGUUCCUGGAGUGGAAAUGACUGGUUUAGAAUGUGGGCAUAAAUUUUGUGUUCCCUGCUGGACAGAUUACCUUACCUCCAAAAUCAUGAACGAGGGGAUGGGACAAACCAUUUCAUGUGCAGCAUAUGGUUGUGAUAUACUUGUUGAUGAUGCCACAGUCAUGAAACUUGUUACAGAUAGAAAAGUGAAAUUAAAGUACCAGCAAUUAAUCACAAAUAGUUUUGUUGAGUGCAACCGGCUGCUGAGAUGGUGCCCUGCUCCAGACUGUGGUCAUGCAGUCAAAGUUCAGUACUUCGAUGCCAAGCCUGUUACCUGUAAAUGUGGUCACACCUUUUGUUUUGCUUGUGGAGAAAAUUGGCAUGAUCCGGUACAGUGUAAAUGGUUGAGAAAAUGGAUCAAGAAAUGUGACGACGACAGUGAAACCUCCAACUGGAUUGCUGCCAAUACGAAAGAAUGUCCCAAAUGCCAUGUGACCAUUGAGAAAGAUGGAGGAUGUAAUCACAUGGUAUGCAAAAACCAAAACUGCAAGGCGGACUUUUGCUGGGUGUGUCUAGGACCUUGGGAGCCUCAUGGAUCCUCAUGGUACAACUGUAACAGGUAUGAUGAAGACGAGGCAAAGAAGGCCAGAGAUAACCAAGAGAAAUCGAGAUCUGCACUCCAACGAUAUUUGUUUUACUGCAACAGAUAUAUGAAUCACAUGCAGAGUUUAAAGUUUGAGAACAAAUUGUAUGCUUCUGUGAAGCUGAAGAUGGAGGAGAUGCAGCAACAUAUGUCAUGGAUUGAGGUCCAGUUUCUGAAGAAAGCAGUUGAUGUUCUGUGUUUAUGUCGGCAGACGCUUAUGUUUACUUAUGUGUUUGCUUUUUAUCUGAAGAAAAAUAACCAGUCUAUCAUAUUUGAGGAAAACCAGAAAGAUUUAGAGAAUGCCACCGAACAACUGUCCGAGUACCUAGAGAGGGAUAUCACCUGUGAUAUGUUGAAUGACAUCAAGCAAAAAGUCCAAGAUAAGUAUAGAUACUGUGAAAGUAGAAGAAAUGUUUUAUUGGAUCAUGUACAUGAAGGAUAUGAAAAAGAUUUAUGGGAAUACUAUAAUGAUUAUUAGUUAUAUUUAUUAAAGUGAAAAUUUAACUAAUAGGUAAAUAUAUUCUGGAUUGGAGUGUUGCAUAAAUGAUGUAAAUGUGACAAACAUUUCCACAAAGAUUGGCUACAUGUAUGACUUUUCAAAAGUUAAAUAUUGUUUGUGUACAGUAUGCCAGAUUUUGUUGUUUGAUUGUGAGAAAGAUUUACCUGUGGGUUUUAUGUGUGCGAAAAUCCAUUUGAGGUCAGGUGAAUAAAAAUCUUAAGAGAAAAUGUUUUUAAUACAGUGGGAAAUUAUCAAUAUUGUUGUUUUUUCCAAAGAUAUGUCAAAAAUAUCUGAAUUAAGGUCAGACGACACGUUUCUCAAAUAACUGCUUUUGCGUCUCUGUAAUUUACCAAAAAUAUCUAAAAUUAUUGUUAUCUUGCUAUUUCUAAACAGUUUGUUUUUUUACUGUUAACUGUUUUUAAAAUAUCUUUUAAAUAUAAAGACUAAAAAAUUGUGAUAUAAGCAAUUCAAGUCUUUUCCAAAAGGAUUACAUAGGAAAUACCAUCCUCCGUUACCUUCCACAAAUGCCCGGUAAGGUACCUCAAUUUUUUGCGAGGAAACUUGUUAAAGUAGAAAUACUUCAAUGACAAAUUAUCGGGAAAAAUUAUAUAUUAUUGAGGAACAUGUCUUCUGACCUUCAAAGGAAAAUUAGGUUUUUCUUAUAUUUGAAUUCAAUAGUUUGUCAUGUAUUAAAAUAUUUAGGCAUCUCUUUGUUAAUUUAUGUUAUCUUAAACAAUCUUCAUUGUACAUUUUCAAUUUAUUGUUAAACAUGAAAUACAAAUUUGCAUUAGUAUGAAUGAGUAUUGCUAUGUAUUACUAUUAGAAAGCACCAAGGCUUCCAAUGUGAAAAGAAAAACCAUGGUUUGUUGCAUUCAUGACAGUCUCUUAAAUAAUUUGAUUAGAAUUUCAGUUUCAAUUAUUAAGAAUGAGCUACAGAUUAGAAUCAGUGAAAUAGUUGUUGUUUUUUUAAUUUGGAAGCUUAAUUACAGGCAAAUGUAGAAUUAAUAAUUGUCAGAUUAAAAUUGAAUGGAAUUAUCGGCCUGUAUAGAUAAAACCCAAUUUUGGAAAAAUUUAUAAGCCCUAAAGGAAAAAAUCAACUUUUUAUGAACAUUGCUGAAUCAUGGUGCUACAUGUAAAAGAAUACAAAUUGAAAUGUUUUACUUUAUUUUAUUUUUUUACAGCAGUAUUUUAAACAUAGAAUCUUUACAACAUCCCUUAUAGAUCAUUGUGAAGCAUCCAUUCUUGAGUGUUAAAGUGUCUAUUCAAUUAUUUUUCUACAGAACAACUUUUUUGUAUUACCUUAAUAAAUUGAGCAAAUUUGCUUAUUUUUUGUUACACGCUCCAAAGACUUUCCAUGAACAUUUGCCCUCAACAUAUCAUAUGAGUGAAGUGUCAACAUCUUGCAGUGCCACACUGUUUCUCUCUGUGUAUAAGAAUAGAAUGUUUUAUGUCGACAUGCAUUUAAUUUGUGGUUUUGAAGCAUGUAUACAGUGAGUGAAAUCAAGAUUUAAAUGUUUGCUUUUGUUACAUCUGUCUGUAAAAAAAAAAGAUGUGUAGGGUAAAUGUGAUAUAAUGUUUAAUUAUUAAAGUAUGGAAAAAAUUGA